Molecule: messenger RNA, 3018 nt
Organism: Macrosiphum euphorbiae (potato aphid)
Lineage: Eukaryota; Metazoa; Arthropoda; Insecta; Hemiptera; Aphididae
Source: the annotation of a GenBank genome assembly
AUGAACAAAGAAUAUAUUAUAAAAGACUCGGUGACGACUUUGGCGAUAGCCAUUGCAGAUCACCAACAAACACCUAAUGAAAGUUAUGUGGGCACUUGCUUGGACAAAGUUAACAAAGUGUUCAAGCCCCAAUGGAUGAAAAAUCAAGAUGACAUCCUAUGUUUAUUUCAAGUAUGCCUAGAGAUUAGUCCUAUAGAUACCAAUCUAGUUGUUAAAUGCUGUAAAUUGUUGUGCAAAGUAUUACCAAAACUCGGCAUUGGCGAAGAAAAUCUCUUAAAAAAUACAAUUUCUUGGACACUAUCAAGUAUCUUCCAUUUUAAAGCCCGUGUACAACAUUCAGAACAAAUCAAUGAAAUUCUAAAUUUUUAUGUCUGUACUAUUCAAACAUUUAGAAACUUAAACAUUAACAAUAAUAAAAUCAUUUCUAGUGUAAUGGCUUUAUUACUUCAAGUAUUAGAAAAAAUUGAAAACAAAUCUGAAGAUCCACAGACAAAUAUUGACGUAUUAACAUACAUAAUGUUUCUUGAAGCAACUGUAGUUAUUAUGAAAGAUUAUGAUUACAUCAAUACUAUUGGAAUCUACAUAAUUACAUUUAUGGAACAGUCAAUAAAUCAAAAGAAUUAUAUGCAAUCAUAUGGUCAAGAAGUUUUAAAAUAUGGAUUACAAAUUUUGUCACAACUUGUCGAUCAGUCUAAACAAUGGACUCAUGAUAAUUUUAACAAAUUGCUACCAAUUGUUUUGGUAUAUUUAAGGUAUGGUUUGAUUUUUGAUCAAUCAAAAUUUCUUAAAGAUUUGCAACCCUCUCCUAUCGUACAAUGGGAAAAUCCAUCAAGACUAGAUAUAGUACCUACGAUUAAUAUGACGAAUAAACGACGUCAAAAAAAAAAGAGAAUUACAGAAUCCAAAAAUAAAGUACCAAAAUUUGUUACUAUUUCAGUAGAUAAUGAAGUGUUGAUGGACGUAAGGGAUUCAGAUUUUUCUGAAGAUGAACCAUGUACAUCUAAUAUGAUUGGACAUAUAACAUUAGAUAUACGGUUGUUGGCGGCUCAAAUAAUGAAAAAAAUGUUUACAAUAGUUGAGAAAAAAAUGUUGUUAGGGUAUUUGUACACAAUUGUUGAUGGUCCCAUGAACAUUCAAAAUUGUUUGAUUUCCGAUGUAGGAAAUUCAGUACGAGAACCUUCUUCUAGAGUACGCGCAACUAUUAUAACUGCUAUCACAUCUAUUUUUAAUGGAUCAAAAAUAUUUUUUGCGCAAGCUCAGUAUAGAGAGAAAAAGGGUGCAUUUACAACAUGGUCUGAAACUCUUGCUGAUUAUAUGAUUACAAUACAUAAUACAUUGUUAAAAGAUUUUAGUAUGGAAACGCAUAGUGUCCGUCUUGUACUUUUACAUUGUUUUUCUACUGUGAUUUCUAAUACCCCAUAUACAAGGUUGAAUAAAAGUCUUCUUAAAUCAGUAUUAGAAGCUAUACUAGUUUAUACUAAAUGUGAACCAUGUGACAAUUAUCUAAGAAUAGGGGUCUUCCGCUGUCUAUCCUCUGUUUUCAAUUCAGAACUUCCAGAAUUUGAAAAAGAAUUAUUGAUAGAAAAAAGAACAGAAAUUGUAAAUUUAUGUUUAUAUUUAUUUAAAGAAACUAAGUUAUUUCUAGAAAGUGACCAAGACAAUACACAGAUGAUUGUAAGACGUCAAUGUUGGCAAAUAUUAAAUAGCUACUGUUAUCAUUAUCAUGGUUUGAUUGAAAAUAGAAUGUUAAUUAAUAUUGCAAUCGAAGACAUGAAAUUUACUAAACAAACUUUAUUGCGUAAAAAUAUUUUGUCAUGCUUAAAACAAAUGUCUGCGGUGUCCGAAGGGGAUGAUUAUAAAUCUGCUAGGUUGGAGAAAUGGAAGUUGAUAUUUCGAAAAUUAAUACCACAAAUGUUUGAAGAAAAAGAUCCACAAACACUGCCCAUUCUUAUUGAAAGCCUAUCAACAAUUGGAUCAGAUUUAUUUAAUGAACUUGAAGAUGAAUUAAUUGAUUCGUACUGUGAUGAAUUACAUAUGUUUGUUGCCUGUGAAGAUCAAAAUAUCCAAUCAGCUGCAAUAGCAACAUUAGGUACACUAAUCAAGUAUGAAAAACUAUCAAAAAAUCCGAUUUAUAUAAGACACACUAUUGAUGGUUUGCUUUAUGUUUCAUCAGUAAAUAAAGUAAAUUCAGUUCAAGAAAAACUAGCAUGGACAUUAAACUGCUUAUCUGAAAUCUUAGUAGACAAUUGGGAUUUGUAUGAAAUUGAAGAUGAAAAAUUAUUAUGCCUGGCCAAAGCGGCACUAUCAACACUUGAUCGUAAACCGUGUAGAGCUUGUGGUACUAGGGCAUUAGGUCUCUUACUGUCAUUAAUUGACCACACUGAUGUUACCGGACAGCAAUUUGGCCCUUUAUAUGAAGACUCCAUAAAUAUCUUAAUUAAUAUUGCCAAUGGAAAUGAUAGUAUGAAAAAUCGUUGGAAUAGCUGUAAUUCUCUAGGCGUCCUCUACCAAACCAACUCGAUUCAAAAGUUACCAGAAACGUUAAAGAACAAUGUGUUCAAUACAUUAUCUACAUUAAUUAUAAACUGCUGUAACUUUAAAGUCAGGCAUGUGGCUUGUUCAUCUUUAAUGUAUAAUCGUCGAGACUUAUAUGGUAAUAAUUACUCUAAAAUGUGGCACAGGCUGUUUGAUGCUUUUGAAAAUGCACAAAAUUUACCUCAUAUUUGUGAAUACAAGCAUCAACAAAAACUCAUAAAUCAGCUUUGUGCAUCGUUUUGCAAUUUGUGUAAUUUGCUUGAGCCUUCAGACAUUAGUGGUUUAACAUAUUUGUUUGACUCUCGGCUACACGUAAUCCAGAAUGAGAUGGAAAAAUUUUGUAAUUCUAACGAUAUUCCAAAUUAUUCUGAAAUGUUAGCUGCAACACAUAACCAUUUGCAUAAUAUGUUGAAAACCAAACAACUCACAUCUAAACAAGAAGAAAUUGUAAACAGCUUAUUGAAUAUGUUUGAUAAUCGUUAA